Molecule: messenger RNA, 993 nt
Organism: Mycena indigotica
Lineage: Eukaryota; Fungi; Basidiomycota; Agaricomycetes; Agaricales; Mycenaceae
Product: SurE domain-containing protein
Exons: 6
Coding region: 1-993 (330 amino acids)
Molecular function (GO): nucleotidase activity
Source: RefSeq, a predicted model, not a curated record
AUGCGCACGUGUGCGAGAGAAGAACGUAUAAAAGCUUCGACAACCUGCAAGUUCCAGACAAUGGCACGCUUGUUCCACACCGUCUUACUCGCUGCGCUCAUUGGCGCUGCUGCAGCUGAAGCUGGCCAGAAACUAGUGCUGACCAAUGACGAUGGAUGGGCUGCUGCGUUUGUUCGUGCCCACGAGUCGGCACUCAACGCUGCUGGAUACGAUGUCGUUCUCAGUUGUCCUGCGGUAGACAAGAGUGGAACUGGCUCCUCUACCGCAACACCAACGGUGUUGACCAAUCCCUGUGAAUUCAAUACUUGCCCCGUUGGCUCACCACCAGAGGGCUUCAACGCUUCCAACCCCAGACAAAAUUAUGUCAACGCUUUCCCCGUUGAUUCCGCCCGAUUUGGCAUCCAGACGCUUGCGCCGAAAUUUUUCAAUGGUUCCGCACCGGAUCUGGUUGUUGCUGGACCCAAUGUUGGGAGCAAUGCUGGCUCGACCGUACUCAUUUCUGGCACUGUUGGUGCAGCGACGGAGGCAGUGCUGGAAGGCUUUCCUGCCAUUGCCUUCUCGGGUGGAUCGGGCUCCCAAGUAUCGUACACGACCCUUGAGUCAGAUCCAACAUCGACAACAAGCAGGGCAGCGUUGCUUUACGCUGAUCUGAGCAUCCCCCUCGUCAAUCAGCUGCUGUCGACCCCAAAACCGUUCCUCCCGGGAGGCAUAUUGUUAAACGUUAACUUCCCGUCGCUUACGAGCAACUGCACCGCUGCUUCUGCGUUUAAAUACGUCCUGGCACGGAUCAACCCAGCGUCUUCGGGCACACCACCUGAUGUUUCAACCUGUGGGACCACGCGUCUACCGACGGAAAACUCCAUCAUCUCAAGGUCUACGGAGUGCCUUGUGAGCGUCAGCGUUAUGCAGGCGAGCAACAAGGGCGACGCGACGGCCGGAAACCAGACUUUUGUUUUAGAGAAGCUUUCCCCGAUACUCAGUUGUUCGAGUUGA